CCAUUAAAGGAUUUUGGGUUGGAUAGGAAAAACGAUGAUGGGAGAAGAAUCUACAUAUGACCGAGUGCUAAUACAGUUGGAAGGAACAGAAAAGACUGUGAAGAAGCUAAGGAAACACUUACGAACAUAUUUGCUGGAAACGACCUCAAUAAGUGAUAUGGAGCCACUAGAGCGUGCAAAAGCAAACCUAAACCUAGCAUACUUGUCUGCGGCACUUUUUUACAUGCUUCUCCGAACUCACGGCCUGGACACGUCAGAACAUCCUGUCAUGCAAGAGCUCCAGAGAAUUAAGGAGCGUUUUGAACUGCUUAGUAGACUGGCGGGUCAAGAAGACCGUCGUUCACUAGUUGUAGAUAAUGAAGCGACUGGUCGGAUCUUGGCGGCAACGUUGACAGAGCUGCCGGAGAAAGAAAAGAGGAAGUUACGAAGAACCGUGAAAAGAAAGAGAUAAGAACAGUGAUGGUUGCUUUUGUGAUAAAACUGUGGUGUUAGAA
Messenger RNA from Galdieria sulphuraria, 494 nucleotides. RefSeq lists its product as uncharacterized. Gene Ontology annotation, biological process: maturation of 5.8S rRNA; regulation of gene expression. The record is from RefSeq and is a predicted model, not a curated record. Bases 35 to 451 code for a protein of 138 amino acids. Gene Ontology annotation, cellular component: nucleolus; exosome (RNase complex). NCBI's taxonomy places the organism in Eukaryota, Rhodophyta, Bangiophyceae, Galdieriales, Galdieriaceae. The transcript has a single exon. Gene Ontology annotation, molecular function: DNA binding; RNA binding.